UUUUCACUUCUUUUUGUUCGAAAUAGAUACACUUUUCUCUCAUUUCUUUGACAAAAAAACUAUAUUUUUAUAUAUAUUGCAAGCCAGAUGAGUUCUCCAGAGAAAGUAGAAGAAAUAAGCAAGGAGGAAUGGCUUGAAAAGAUACAAGAACUACGCAUACCAAGGAAUGAAAUGAAUUCUUUAGUUAUGGACUAUCUAGUCACUGAAGGUUUUAAACAAGCCGCAGAGAAAUUCAAACUUGAAGCUAAACUACAAUCAGAAAUUCCUUUGACGGGCAUGGACGAGAGAAUACAAAUAAGAGAGGCAGUUCAGAACGGUGAUAUCGUUAAAGCUAUUUGUCUGACAAAUAAUUUCAACCCAGAAAUAUUGGAUAGUAGACCACAUCUAUUUUUUCAUUUACAACAACAGAGACUAAUCGAACUUAUUCGAAACAAAGACAUCGACGGUGCGGUUGAGUUUGCACAGAAUCAAAUGUCAGAGCAAGGGAAAGAUAACCCACAAUUUCUUGAAGAAUUAGAAAGGACCAUGGCAUUACUGGCUUUUGAUAAUGCAGAGGAGUCGCCAUUUGGGGAACUACUUCUGUUAUCUCAAAGGCAAAAGGUUGCAAGUGAACUGAAUGCAGCACUUCUGGAGGAGGAAAACCAGUCAACAACACCCAGGUUGGCGAAGAUGGUGAAACUCCUUGAAUGGUCCCAGAGUGAACUCGAUCAUAGCAAAGCCAAGUAUCCGAAAAUGAUGAACCUUUCGACAGCCGAAAUAGAGAUGACUAAAUGAUAUUGGAGCAAAAACAUGUAUGGUUGAAGAAGGGAUUGUAGGCUUUCAACAGCAUUGACAAAACUUUCUAGGUGAAGAACUUGUGGAUAUGUCAGGAAGAACUUUUCAAAAUGUGCAACUAAAGACACUCAUAUACUAUUUACAGAAUUUUAUUUUUGUAGUUUUAAUGUAUGUCAGUUGUGUUUGAAUAUUACCAAAGAAUUCGAUGCUAGAGAUGUCAAAAUAACAGACC
This is a messenger RNA of Dendronephthya gigantea, 1006 nucleotides long. RefSeq names its product glucose-induced degradation protein 8 homolog. Gene Ontology annotation, molecular function: protein binding. Gene Ontology annotation, biological process: proteasome-mediated ubiquitin-dependent protein catabolic process. Lineage: Eukaryota; Metazoa; Cnidaria; Anthozoa; Malacalcyonacea; Nephtheidae. Bases 88 to 774 code for a protein of 228 amino acids. Gene Ontology annotation, cellular component: cytoplasm; nucleus. The transcript has a single exon. The record is from RefSeq and is a predicted model, not a curated record.